AUUGACAUGUUUGCCAUUUUAAUCAGUUACUCGACACAAUUUAGAAGCUUUUAGACUUCUUUCCAAAUUCCUGUUACCAAUUCAGAUCUACCAAAAUUCGUAGACUUCUCCCCCCCGAAAAAUAUUCUCUCUCCACUUAGCGGGUUUCUCCACUAAAAUUUAGUGGGAUUAUUUGCUGCAGUUUCGAUUUUGAUUUGAUUAUAGUCGAGAGGGAGUGGAUGAUGUGGAGUACAAUUGCUAAUUACAAAGAGAACCUCAACCAGAUCGUGCUCGACGUCAAGGACGCUGCCCAAGAGCUCGAGAUCUAUCGACCCAGUACUGGGGAGGAUUCUUCCGUCUCUGAUCGCCGGACUUCUCAUAGAUUUGCCCAAUCAAAAUCUCCACUGCGAUCGCCAAUUGCCAAUGGAAUCGAUUCGGGUUUCAAGGGCGAGAUUGAACAAUAUAAAGCAGAAAUUAAGAAGCUUCAGGCUUCUGAGGCUGAAAUUAAGGCAUUGUCAAUUAACUAUGCGGCUUUAUUGAAGGAGAAAGAGGAGCAACUUUCUAGAUUGCAAGAUGAAAAUGGCUCAUUGAAACAAACUUUGGAGUCAACGAAUUCUGUUUGGCAUCCAUCUAGAAAUGAAAGUGUCAAAAUGUUGCCAAAUAAUACAAAUGUGCUCAAGGGGGUAGGUGACCAAUCACCCAACAAGCAGCAGAAGCCUUCAGCUCAAGCAAACAACCGUUCUACUGGAAACCAGAUGCAGAGAGGUAUUGUCCUUAAGCAGGACACAUUAAGCAAUGGGAGUAUACGGGUUAUUGAUUCUGAUAGCAUACAAAAUAAGAUGGAGUUUCAACACGAGAAUGUACAGGGAAAUUAUAAGGAGCUUGCAGAUUUGCUAGAAGAGAAGAACAGAUCCUUGGCAGCAAUGCAAGCUAAUCACAAGUCUGAAAUAGAACGCCUAAAGAUGGAACUUGACAAGGAACGUGGUAAUCUAGCAAGGAUACAACUUCAAUUACAAGAGGAACACAAGAUGAGUGAGUCAUUUCUGAAGGAGCUCCAGACAUUAAAGUUGGAUAAAGAGAGAUCGUCUACUGAGAUGAAACAGCUAUGUGAUGAAUUGAAUGAGAAAAUAUCAGAAAUAAGAAGACUUCAAUUGGAGUUGAGAAGAAGGGAUGAAGAAGAAGCAGCAGCAGAUGAUAGUGUUGAGGGUUUAAAAAAAACAAUCACAACCCUAGAGAAGGAAAAUGCUACUCUUAAGGUGGAGAAGGGUGAACUUGAGGCUGCAUUGAGAAUGAGUGGAAGGUCCUCACCAGAUGAUAUUAGUACAGAUGGUUCUUCCAAGAGGCAUUUGGAGGUCUCUUCUUCUGGAGGUUUUCCUUCAAAAGGAGAAAUAGAAAUGUCUGUAGAAAAAUUGGAGAAAGAUUUAAAUGAAACCCGCCGAGAAAGAGACAAAGCAUUGCAAGAAUUGACCCGACUGAAGCAGCAUUUAUUAGAGAAGGAACUCGAAGAAUCAGAUAAGAUGGAUGAGGACAGCAAAAUCAUUGAGGAGCUUCGGGCAAAUACUGAAUAUCAAAGAGCUCAAAUAUUACAUUUAGAGAAAGCUCUGAAGCAGGCAAUAGUAGGUCAGGAGGAGGUUAAGAAGAUCAAUAGCAAUGAGCUUCAGAAAUCAACAGAAAUAAUUAAUGACCUCAAGCAAAAACUUGCAAACUGUAUGGGCACAAUUGAUGCAAAAAAUGUUGAACUUUUGAAUCUUCAGACUGCUCUUGGCCAGUAUUAUGCUGAAAGUGAAGCAAAGGAACGCCUUGAAAGAGAUUUGGCUCUAUCAAGAGAAGAAUUAGCCAAACUUCAUGAAUCAUUGAAGGAUGCUAAUGAAAGGGUGGAGUUAUCAAAGCGGGAAAAGGAAGAAAUAUUGAGUAAGCUUUCACAAGCUGAAAGGAUGCUAUCAGAAGGAAAAUAUACAGUGCAGAAGCUUGAGGAAGACAAUACAAAAUUACGUCGUGCGCUUGAGCAGAGUAUGACAAGGCUUAAUAGGAUGUCAAUGGAUUCAGAUUAUUUUGUUGACAGGCGUAUUGUGAUCAAGUUACUGGUGACAUAUUUUCAGAGAAAUCACAGCAAAGAGGUUCUGGAUCUUAUGGUUCGUAUGCUGGGAUUCUCUGAAGAAGACAAGCAAAGAAUAGGUGUUGCUCAGCAAGGUGCAGGUAAAGGUGUUGUUCGGGGUGUCUUGGGUCUUCCAGGACGCUUAGUUGGUGGCAUCUUGGGAGGAAGCUCGCCUGAAGUACCUGGUCAUGUUCCAUCUGAAAACCAGUCCUUUACAGAUCUUUGGGUUGAUUUUCUUCUCAAAGAAACGGAGAGAAGAGAAUCUGUGGAAGCCACCGGGGGAUCCAAGGCUGAUCCACAUGGAAGAAGUCCGAGCACCACACAUGUUAUCACACCAAUGCCCAACCAGAGGUCAAGCACAUCUAGUUCUGCUUCUCGUCCCUUGAGGGUACAUCAAUCCCUGGAUCAGACCCCAGAUCCCAUUUCCUCGAGGGGAAACCCGCUGCUGAUUGAACAUUCCGACUCUGAGUUUUCAACGGUUCCUCUCACGACGUCGAUUUCUCCAUCGCCAGAAAACGGUUCUCGAAUCUCAAGGCUGCUCCCAAGAUAUUAAAAUGAGGCGACAUUAUACAUCUUGUUUUUCUUUGGGUGGGUAACCUGAAAUCAUGUAAUUAAUCAGGGGUACAGAUUCUUUGUGGAUGUUCUGUAAUUCUUUCUUUUGCCUUCAUCAAUUAUUUAUACCAUUUGUUCAGAUCCAGAAGACAAACAACAGUGUCUUGUAUUGGUUAUCUUGUAUCGCUCUUUUUGCAAGAAAUCGGAUUUUUAGCAUCAAAUAGUACUUCUACUACAGCUAGCCAUCAUAAGUUCAUAACACUAACUAUCAGUAUGCCAUAGCUGCUA
This is a messenger RNA of Nelumbo nucifera (sacred lotus), 2914 nucleotides long. RefSeq names its product golgin candidate 4. The record is from RefSeq and is a predicted model, not a curated record. Gene Ontology annotation, cellular component: Golgi apparatus. Gene Ontology annotation, biological process: endoplasmic reticulum to Golgi vesicle-mediated transport; Golgi organization. NCBI's taxonomy places the organism in Eukaryota, Viridiplantae, Streptophyta, Magnoliopsida, Proteales, Nelumbonaceae. Gene Ontology annotation, molecular function: small GTPase binding.